GACAGAAUGCCCAAGAGGCUCCGCAGCAAGGGUAACAAGAAAGCAGCCGUGUCCGGUGGCGAGGACCGCUUGAGUGCGCUCCCGGAAGAUGUGAUCCUGCUUCUGCUGUCGUUCCUGACAUCGCGUCAAGCCGUGCAGAUGUCCGUGCUCGGCCCCCGCUGGCGCGCCCUCUGGAAGUCCCUGCCAUCACUCCGUUUCGACAUGGGACUUGACCACACCUCCCAUAGUUUCCAUUUCAUCGAGAGCCUGAUCCGCUACCGUGACCCGACAACGCCCCUGUUUGAAUGCGAGAUUCUGUCUAGCGACCGGUUCAGCCAAGAUGUCGACAUGUGUCUCCGUUACGCUGUUUCGCGCAAAGUGAGGGAUCUUCGAAUCAAAAUCUACUCUCUACGUUACUUCCAGCUAUCGGCCGGGACUUUCUUCUCCAAACACCUGACCAGGUUAUUUCUUCGUAAAGUUUGGCUCGACGAUUUCUAUCUGCAUGUUUCGAGCUGCAACUCGCUCGAGGAGCUGGAGAUCAAACGCUGUGACAUCAAUAUCGGAGACGUUGGAACCCACUUUCCCAAGUCCUUGCGCCUUCUAAGGAUCAGAAACACAAAUAUUGACCCCAUCGUUACCCGGUCUUUCAUUUCCGCGCCAGGCCUGGUUACCCUGGAGCUAGCGGUCGGUUACGAGUGCGCUCUGUGCCUUAAGAGCAUGCCAUCGUUGGUGACUGCGUUUAUCAAGAUUGGACACAAGUCAGGAUUUUCGUAUUGCGAGGCAUGUGAGUUUGAUGAUGGUGUGCUUCUCAAAGGUUUGUCAGGUGCUACGAAUCUGGAGCUGAUAAGGGUUCGCUCAAUGGUCUUCAGAAAGGAGAUAAAAUGUUACCCUACAUUUAGCAAGCUCAAGACAUUGUUGCUCAGUGACUGGUGUAUGGCUUCUAACUUCACUGGACUAGUUUACUUUCUGCAGCACUCACCAAUUCUAGAGAGAUUUACGCUUCAACUUGGUAGAUACUGUGAGAAAACUCAAAUGCAUGAAGUCUAUCCAAAGGAACAAUUCAUGGUGUCAAAGCAUCUCAAGGCAAUUGAAAUAACAUAUUUCCAGAAAGAUGUAAGGGUAGACCAAAUAGUAAACUUCCUUGCGUACCAUGGAGUACAUCCGAAACUCAUAAACAUCGAAAGGAAGCCCUAUGAUGACUGCUUCAGUUUCAAGCGCAAGGAGUAGUUCAGACAUCUACGGUCGCUUCUCUAUUCACACUCCCAUGUCCCUGGAUCUUUCACCACUAGGUUCCUGCAUUUUGUCAAGCAAGGUCGUGCGUGCAACUCAUAUCCGGUUCACGUGAAGCAUGAACUCCUGCCGAUUUCGUGAUGUGGCUCACUGGGAUUCAGUUGGAAAGGCUUAAAAGCCAUCGCGGUCCUGUUGCACCUAUUGCUCUUUUCCUGAACUCUGUUUGGCCUGAACUGAAUGAUCUGCUUAAGGUCUAGUUUUAGUUACAUGUUUCUAGAAGUACAACUUAUGCAAUAUGUAGUAUGUUGCGUAUCCAUUUCUUUCAUGACCUGGAAUGUUGUUUUGCUUUAGUGA
Lolium rigidum is the source of this 1563-nucleotide messenger RNA. RefSeq names its product F-box/LRR-repeat protein At3g26922-like. Lineage: Eukaryota; Viridiplantae; Streptophyta; Magnoliopsida; Poales; Poaceae. The record is from RefSeq and is a predicted model, not a curated record. The transcript has 4 exons. Bases 7 to 1206 code for a protein of 399 amino acids. Gene Ontology annotation, molecular function: protein binding.